This is a messenger RNA of Venturia canescens, 1080 nucleotides long. RefSeq lists its product as uncharacterized. Bases 164 to 703 code for a protein of 179 amino acids. The record is from RefSeq and is a predicted model, not a curated record. The transcript has 3 exons. NCBI's taxonomy places the organism in Eukaryota, Metazoa, Arthropoda, Insecta, Hymenoptera, Ichneumonidae.
ACCACCCCAACAGCAUAUAUAUAUGAUGACGUUGCGCUUGAUUCAAACGAUUCAAACCUGUAGAAAACCGUUACAGCGGUGAAAACAAAAAUCUGAAUGUCAAAUCGUGCUCUACGGGAACUCAUAAUAGAACAUUUGUCAAUAAACAGUUGGGUAUAGAAAAAUGAGUGCUGUUUUUACUCAACUCAGAAAUUUCGGUAAAAAAAUUGAUGGCGACUUGAAAAAAUUGGAGGAAAAUUGGAGUUCGCCGCUCUCUUACAUUAGUGGUUAUGGCGACAACGUUGAAGAAGCGAGUCCCUAUGUUGAAGCUUUUCUCGGUACAAUCAAAGAAAUACAGGAUCAGCUGAUUGAAAACUUGGAUUCUCGAACAACACAUAUAACCGAGACUAAUAAAGUCUUGUCACACGUGGAAAAUAUUUACGAAGAACUGAAACAACAAUAUGAAGACGUUGAAAAGCUACUUGCUGAUAACGGUUAUCAAUCCUUAAUAGAAUAUCCUCAAUGUUCAUCCACAACAGAGUCUGACAUGGAAUCGAGUAUUCUUACGCCAGAACAAAUGGGAAAUACUACAUCGUCGUCUGUAUUCCUCAGUCCUGAUGAAAACAGGGUCUCCGACACGUUUAUAACACUGCGAAAUCAACCAAAAAGUAUUGCCACUCCAGUAAUUAAAAGUGUUGGAAUUGUUUCAAAAUCAAGACGCUAGUUUUAGUAUAAAAUAAUAUCCUUAGCUGUUGAAACCUGAAUGGGAACUGUGUAUAUACUUUGAAACAUUUGUCUGCAGAUUCACUGAAAUAUGUCCUUCAAUGGUAUCAGUGAGAAGCAUAAAGAAUUCUUACAUGCCUACUAAUAUUCACUUUAAAGAGUUGAAUAACAAACAAUUUCCUUAAACUAUUAAAUGAAAUAGGGUGAGCGACGAAAGUAUUUGUACAAAGGAUAUAUUAAACCAAAUGUAGAUCAACACUUUCAUAAGACUCAUAACUUUAUCAUUAGUAAUAAGCGCUGUUAAAAAUUGAGCAAUAAGCAAUUGUUUAGAUAAUUUUGUAAUGGAAACUGUUUUCAAUAAAUACUUGUUUUAUAGUA